This is a messenger RNA of Ilex paraguariensis (yerba mate), 1016 nucleotides long. Lineage: Eukaryota; Viridiplantae; Streptophyta; Magnoliopsida; Aquifoliales; Aquifoliaceae. The record is from the annotation of a GenBank genome assembly.
AAUGUCCAAUUUGCUACCUUGACUUAUGUGGAUACAUCCACAUACCAGAUAAUGGGCAAUCUGAAGAUUGUCACUACAGGAAUAUUAUUCAGUUGCUACUAUCGCUCUUUUCAUCGAGUAGCAUAUCUUGAGCAUCGAAACUAUUUUUUCAGAAAAUUGUCUGUUUUGGCUACCUGAUGUUGAUCUUGAUUUUCACAAAUCAGCAGAUAUUUCUUUCCUUUUUUUUUUUUUCUAUAGGCUGUUUCUGAGGAGAAAGCUUUCUAAUUUGCAGUGGAUGGCAAUUGUUCUAUUGGCUGUUGGAACAACCACAAGCCAGGGUUAUAUGUUGGGAAGUUUGUCUGCUUGUCUUUCCGCGUUAGCUGGCGUUUAUACAGAGUUCUUGAUGAAGAAGAAUAAUGACAGCUUAUACAUUUGGUGCAAUUUUCAACAUGACACGGCUUCUUGUAGAUGAUUUUAGAGGUGGAUUUGAAAAAGGACCAUGGUGGCAACGACUUUGUAUUGGAUAUAGUAUCACAACAUGGAUGGUGGUUUUGAAUCUGGGUUCCACAGGGCUUCUGGUUUCAUGGUUAAUGAAGUAUGCCGACAAUAUUGUGAACGAAUACUCCACAUCAAUGGCGAUGUUACUCACUACGGUAUUAUCAGUAUUCCCCUUCAGUUUCAGACCAACAUUGCAGCUUUUUUUGGGUAUCAUUAUCUGCAUGAUGUCGUUACACAUGUACUUUGUGCCUUCAAACAUGCUUGUAGAUUUGCCUUUGCCGGUGAAGGCGACUCCUGAGGAAGUCAUUGAAGUUUCUGUUGAUCGAAAAACAGAUUCCUGAUGUAUCAUCUUCAUCAAGUCCAACAAUUCUUUGGUAUGUCGACAUUGAAAGAUAAAUCAAUGACAGGUUCUUUUAUUCCAUGAAAGGUAUAAAAUUGUGUAUAAAACAACAGAAGACUAAAUCUAACAUGAUUGAGAAUAGAAAAUUUGUUUAAUCAUAAUGGAACUGGCUAUUUGCCCUUGUGAAACUUUUAAUUCG